This is a messenger RNA of Portunus trituberculatus (swimming crab), 2108 nucleotides long. RefSeq lists its product as uncharacterized. The record is from RefSeq and is a predicted model, not a curated record. The transcript has 4 exons. NCBI's taxonomy places the organism in Eukaryota, Metazoa, Arthropoda, Malacostraca, Decapoda, Portunidae. The coding region runs from base 1089 to 1811 and encodes 240 amino acids.
UGUUAUAGCCUAGAGGCCAGUGUAUUGUUCUAUUUGAAUCAAGUAUUGUAGUGUCCAGGUUCGAAGCAGGCCCAAACUGUACUCGGGCCAGACGUGGUUGGUGUCGGUAGUUCACCACCAGCUAUCCGACAAUAUACGUUGUCUGCCUCACGCGCUGUCUUUUUCUCCUGCCUCAAGACAAUACACUGGCGACGAGGAUUCAAGGCUUAGCUGGUUUAUCUCUACCAUGCCUGUUUACGGCCAGCUGGAAAAAUUCCAAGUGGGGCAAGACUGGGCACAGUAUGUGGCAGUGCUCAAGAACUACCUCCGUGCCAACAGCGUUACCGACGCUGUCAAGCAAAGGCAGAUACUGCUUGCCUCCGUAGGGAUGGAAACCUACCAGCUGAUGUGCACUCUACUGGCGCCUGACAGCCCGGAAUCAAAAUCGUUUGAGGAGUUGGUGUAGGCGGUUCAGGAUCAUGUCAAGCCACCCCCUAGCAGAAUAGCAGCACGCUACAAGUUCUACACGCUAUCACGCAAGGAGGGGGAGUCUAUCGCAGACUUCGUGGUGAAUCUGAGGAGGGCUGCUCAGGACUGCAAGUUUGAGGACUUGAGCGAAUACCUUCGUGACCGCUUCAUCGUUGCUGUUGGAGACAAAAUGAUACAAACCAAGUUGCUGUCCAUGGCUGAUGGCUGAUGAAGUAAGCUUUAAUGAAGCCCUACAAGCCCUACUAGCCAUGGAAUCUGAAGAACUGCAUGCUUCUAACAUACAGGCGGCUCAGGAGGCCGUCAAGGUUCCAGCAGUUAACAAGAUAACUACCGCGCCUCGGGGGCCAUGUUUUGGUUGUGGUGGUGACCAUUUACGCCGGAGUGUAAACAUAAGGACGCGGUCUGCAGCUCCUGUGGCAGGUCAGGACUCCUCAGUCGAGUGUGUCGCGCCUCUGACCGUGCUCGGCCCUCCAUCGUCCCUGCCAGGCGGAAGAACUACGCGAGGAAUAAAACCCAUCGCUCUACCUAUGUGAUCAAGGACAAGGAAGACUGAACUUCAUUGGGUGCUGACAGCAGCGAGGAAAUUCAAGCAUAGACUCGCUACCUACACUGGGGAAAUAAUGAAGGUCUUAGGCUGCAUUGAAGUGGACGUAAAGUAUGAUAAUCAAAGAGCGUGUCUACUUCUGGUGGUUGUGGACGGCCGUGGACCUUCACUACUGGGGCGUAACUGGCUGCCGCAUCUGCGUUUGGAUUGGCCUAGCGUUUGCAGGAUUCAGCACACCGGCCUGGAAGACAUCUUAACAGAGUAUGCGGAUGUGUUCACUUCAGGCUUAAAUGGUUGUCUCCUGUGGGGCUCCCGUGUGGUGGUGCCUGAUGGUUGUCGUGCAUCUGUACUCGAUAUGCUACACCACACUCACCUUGGUAUGACAAGAAUGAAGGCAACGGCACGUAGCUAUGUUUGGUGGCCAGGCAUCGAUAAGGAUAUUGAAAACGCCGUCAAAACCUGUCCAGAAUGCGAUGCCCUCCAAAAUGCUCCUCCCGUGGCUGAACUACAUCCGUGGGAAUGGCCUUCUACACCUUGGUCAAAAGUGCAUGUCGACCAUGCUGGCCCCUUCCUGGGUGUCAUUCAGUCAGCAACGGGACCCGUCUCCUACCGCGUUCUUCUAGAGGAUGGGCGCGUCGUAAGGAGACACGUCGACCAGAUUCGGCAGCGCCAUUCCACUCUGCUCGAGGUCAAACCACCUGCUGCCAUCUUGCCACAGCAGGAGGAUGCCCUCGAACCUAACUCUACGCCUCCUGCGGAGAGGGUACCUGCUUCAUCAUCUCCACACGUAAACACCUAGAAGGGCCUCCUGGGGAAGAUACGCCCGGUUCAUCUCCUACACCUCCCCUCGAAACCCAAGACACGGCGACGCAGCAACGUCUCACCACUGACUUCACCAGCAGCCGCAGGUGCAGCUGUCAGUACCACCGAGGCACCAAGACGGUCGGGGCGGAUAAGGCACGCUCCUGACCGUUGGGGUUAAGUAGUUAUUUUCCUGGGGGAUUAAGGGUUAUAAGUUGUUCCUAUGUUUGCUCUUAAGGGUGGAGGAAUGUUGUGUAUGUAUGUAUAAUUAGAUAGUUAAUAUAAUGUGUAAUUA